UUAUACAGGCAAAAGCCCGGCAUUGCUAAACUUGGUGGCGGGUGACUGAAAUGGGCACUUUCGGGAUUGCUGCAUUACCCUGAUGCGAGGGGCUCCAGCCGCUAUUGGCAGUUGAGUGGAAUAACUGCAGUAGGUCUUCUGGAAGCAACCACGGAAAGACAGAAGAUGAAAGCUCCUAUUCCCAACUUGGUUCUCUUGUAUGCUACUCUGACUCAGAGCUUGAAGGUUGUAACCAAAAGGGGAUCAGCUGAUGGAUGCACUGACUGGUCUGUGGAUUACAAGAAAUAUCAAGUUCUAGUGGGAGAACCUGUUCGUAUAAAAUGUGCACUCUUUUAUGGAUAUAUUAGAGCUAAUUACUCCCUAGCCCAAAGUGCUGGACUUAGUUUGAUGUGGUACAAAAGCUCUGGACCCGGAGAUUUUGAGGAACCUAUAGCUUUUGAUGGAACCAGAAUGAGCAAAGAAGAAGACUCCAUUUGGUUCCGACCAACAGUGGUACAAGACAGCGGGCUCUAUGCAUGUGUUAUAAGAAACUCAACUUACUGUAUGAAAGUGUCCAUUUCGCUGACGGUGGGUGAAAAUGACACUGGACUCUGCUACAAUUCAAAGAUGAAAUAUUUUGAAAAAGCUGAACUUAGCAAAAGCAAGGAAAUCUCAUGUCCUGAAAUUGAGGAUUUUUUAUUUCCAUUUAGGGAGCCUGAAGUUCUGUGGUACAAGGAAUGCAAGUCAAAGACGUGGAGAUCAAGUAUUGUGUUUAAAAAGGACACUCUUGUCAUUCGGGAAGUUAGAGAGGAUGACAUUGGAAAUUACACUUGUGAGCUAAAAUAUGGAUUCUUUGUUGUCAGAAGAACGACAGAGUUGACGGUUACAGCACCACUAACAGAUAAACCACCAAAGCUUUUACACCCCUUGGAGAGUAAGCUAACAAUUCAGGAGACCCAGUUAGGUGGUUCUGCUAAUCUAACCUGCCGAGCUUUUUUUGGAUAUAGUGGAGACGUCAGUCCUUUAAUCUACUGGAUGAAAGGGGAGAAGUUUAUUGAAGAUUUGGAUGACAGUCGAGUCUGGGAAAGUGACAUUAGGGUUCUCAAGGAACAUCUCGGGGAACAGGAGGUUUCCAUCUCAUUGAUUCUUGACUCAGUCGAAGAGGCAGACCUGGGGAAUUAUUCCUGCUACGUCGAGAAUGGCAAUGGACGCCGGCAUGCCAGUAUUCUUCUACAUAAAAGGGAGCUGAUGUACACAGUUGAGCUUGCUGGUGGGCUUGGUGCUAUUCUGCUGCUGCUUGUUUGUUUAGUGACUAUCUACAAGUGUUACAAGAUAGAGAUUAUGCUCUUCUACAGAAAUCAUUUUGGAGCUGAAGAACUAGAUGGAGACAACAAAGACUAUGAUGCAUAUCUAUCUUAUACCAAAGUGGAUCCUGACCAGUGGAAUCAAGAAACUGGAGAAGAAGAAAGAUUUGCUCUUGAGAUUCUACCAGAUAUGCUGGAAAAGCAUUAUGGAUACAAGUUGUUCAUACCAGAUAGAGAUUUGAUUCCCACAGGAACCUACAUUGAAGAUGUGGCAAGAUGUGUAGACCAAAGCAAGCGACUGAUCAUUGUCAUGACUCCAAGUUAUGUGGUAAGAAGAGGUUGGAGCAUCUUUGAACUGGAAACGAGGCUUCGAAAUAUGUUAGUCACGGGAGAAAUCAAAGUGAUACUGAUUGAAUGCAGUGAACUACGAGGAGUUAUGAACUACCAGGAGGUUGAGGCCCUAAAACAUACCAUCAAGCUCCUCACUGUCAUUAAAUGGCAUGGACCAAAAUGCAACAAGCUGAAUUCCAAGUUCUGGAAACGUUUACAGUACGAGAUGCCUUUUAAGAGGAUUGAACCCAUGACAAAUGAGCAGGUUUUAGAUGUCAGUGAGCAGGGGCCCUUUGGGGAACUGCAGACAGUCUCCGCAAUUUCCAUGGCUGCUGCCACCUCCACUGCUCUUGCCACUGCCCAUCCAGACCUGCGCUCCACCUUUCAUAACACAUAUCAUUCACAGAUGCGCCAGAAACACUAUUAUCGAAGCUAUGAAUACGAUGUACCUCCUGCCGGCACCCUGCCGCUUACCUCAAUAGGUAACCAGCACACCUACUGCAACAUCCCCAUGACACUAAUAAAUGGGCAGCGGCCGCAGACAAAAACUAACAGGGAGCAGAACCCCGAAGAGGCUCACACAAACAGUGCCAUACUGCCCCUCUUGCCACGGGAGACCAGUAUAUCAAGUGUCAUUUGGUGACCGACAUGCAAGGGGCUGUCAACCCCCUUGAGUAGGAGCAGAGUCUGCAGUCUGGUGCCUGGAACUACAUCCUCGACUGCUGCUGUUAAACAUGCAUUACAAUCGAUAAACGAGGAAAAACAGGGUCUUGUACAUAUGUUUUUGCAAUUUCUUUGUAGCAUCAGUCUUCCUGUUUUACCCAUGUCUCUUCCCAUUCACAUUUUUGACUUUGUUUUAUAUGUCAUUGGAAUUUGUAUAUUUACUUUUUUUUUUUAAAUGAAGAGACUGCUGUAUAGAUAGGAAACUUUUUUCUUCAUUAGUAUAGUUUUAGACUUUUUGUUUGAUUGUUUAUAACCUCUCUUGGGAAUGCUUGGACAAAGCUAUGUUGAUAUCAGAAGCACCAUCCAUUUUGUUGGCCUGCCUAGUCUGAUUCCUGAAGGCCAUGCCUGCUGCAGCUCACCUCUUUUGGAAAGUUUUUGUUCUUAGAAGGACCCCAUCGCUCACUGAGAGCUCCAGUUUCAUUUCUACUCCCGUAAUGUGCACUGCUCCUUCCCUGCCCUUACAAAGACCCUCAUUUGGGGUAACACUACAGUCUGAUCAUCUAACAUGUAACUUGAUAGAUACCUGUCAAACAAAAGAAGAUACCCAAUCUGUAUCAGUUGCUUCACGGUAGUCACUACAGAGUGUGUAGAAACUAGAGCCGGUUUCGCUUUCACUUUCUUGGGUUUGGGAUUUUUUUAGUUCUUAUUUUAAGAAUGAGUUCGUUGUAUCCCUUUUAUAAAUAUAAAAGCAACCCUAUUUUUAACAUGUCCUGGAAAGUAUUAAUGUGGUUGUGGAUUUUAUUUUUUAAGCACUUAAUUUUUUUUUUCUUUUCCAACUUUCAAAAUCCUGCAAAUAACAUUUGCAAAUGUCAGGCAAGUAAGACAAGUGAGGCAAUAGGCACUGAAGUGCAGAGUCCUGCUGAUAUGUACACUGAUGACUUCCAAACCAAAGGGGAAUAAAAAAAGACAGUAUUGCAGUUGGUUUGUCACGUUGUAUUAUAGAAAGUGUUAUUUUCAAAAAAACCAUAAGAGCAAAACAUUAUUUUCCUGUGGGUUUCAGAGUCCCUUGUAUUUUAAUGUUACAAAAACUGUAUUUGCUUUAAAAUGAUAUAUUCAGGACGAAGAAAUCUUCUUUCAUUUGGUUUUAGCUUGUAACGAUAAAUAAAACUUUAUUAAUUUUGACAUGAAUUCAGUAAGAACUCAGGCAGAAAAAAUGACAUGAUUACCAGAAAUAUAAUUGUUUUCAGAAUAAACUUUAUUUAUACAAAAUUAAUAUUUAAAUCAGACCUGGAAGUAUUAAAAACACUUUAUUCACUUUAAUGAAUAAAUAAAUUAGUUUUAUUUUUAUGUAUGAUUCUAUCUUUGAGGAGUUGCAAAUAAUGCAUGUACCAUGGCUGACAGGGAAGAAAAAAAGCCCACCACUGUGUUUACAUCCAGACAUCUUUAAGACAACUUAAAUGAGCACCUUGCUCAUAUUUAUGUCUUAAAUAACAGGAAGUCCUUUCUGGUUUUAGAAAGAGAGAGGAGUGGUGCAGCUCUGCAACAUACUCAGGCCAAGCUCUCUGCUAGUCCCUGCUGGCAGAAGCAGAGGAGCUGGGGUAGAGUUACAGGUUGCAGCACACUGUCAGAGAGUCAUGGGUUUGAUUUACCCCCACUGAAUCAUAACUGGUGUCCUGGCAAACAGACCUUAGAGUCUAUUUAUGUAAUUAAUUAGCUUUAGAUAUUUUUAUGGCAGCUGAAUGAUAUCAGCCGAUAUAAUGGAUAUGUGGGGUUUGCUCAUCAUGAUUGUCACAAACCAGAAAAGUAUAUCCUAUAAUAUUUUGGUCUUCUUAAUGAGAAGUGAGCGGGGAGACUGCAGUUUGGGGGAUGUUUGUGGGAGCAAUCCAGUACUGACAGUGUGGGAUGAAAUGAAUGUGCUCCUGUUGUGAAAGUCAAGAAAUCUCAGUAUCUGCAUAAGAAGAAAAUAGACUUUUGAGGUGUGCACCGAUUUUUAUUUGCUUAAAAUGUUUAUUUCUCUGAGAUUUAGCUCAAGUCCUUUUCUACAAUCUGUUCUUUAUUAUGGUGUCUCUGGACAUGUGCCAAACAUCCACAAAAUAGAAAUUAGGCUGCCAAGUCACAUAAAAUUUUAAGAGAGCUUUGCAUUUUUGCUUCAAGAAAGCUAUUAUUUAUUUGCUCUUACAGACACCUGUCAAGCACUGAUGGCAUUUUCCUUCAUUCAUCUGGAUGCCUGUCCUGGUUUCCACUGGACUGAGAGGGGGAGAAGGGGAGGGGUUGAGCGAGCGGCAGUGUGGUACUUAUUUUCCAUCUGGGCUUAAACCACAACAGUCCCAAAUACCCAGGAUCCUCUGAAAGCAAUGCAUUAUUUUUUUUCCCCUUUACAUGCCCUGGUAUAAAGACUGGGAUGUGGAAUAAAUGUAAGAUGAAAUUAUCUGACCACAGUCACAUUUAGACAAUUGGUAGGUGUUUCCUUAGCCACAUGGGAAGUACUUUUCUGUUCCUCUACUUUUAGUGUAGAUUUAAGCACUUUGAAUAGCAUGAUUCAGGGAUUGACAGAUACUAUUUGAUACUCACACUACUUAAAGAAAGUUUUGCUUAUAAUGUUUUGUCUUAAUAUUAAAUAUAAGAAAAACAAACAAAAAGAAAAGAGAAACAAACCACAAAACCUGAAAUAAAUGGAGAAGCUGUCUGUGGCUUUAGAAACAUUCCUCCUAAGUAUUCCUCUUCUGUGAACAGCUGUGUGGGGAACAGAGAAGGAAAGUGUUGUGUGUUCACGUGCUCUAUGCUUGACAUAAGUUCUGUUGGAACACAAAAAUAAAAUGGAAAAAAAAUCAAACAAACAAACGAAAACCAACAAAAACUGUCAUUGCCCUAAUUCUUAGGCUCCAUCAUUUUUUAUGAAGGUGUUUUGGUUUUUGACAAUGCAGCCUGAACUGUGCAUGCAAUAGCCACAUAUAAGGUUUAGCCAUAAGCAAAUAGCACUUUAGUUUAAAAAAGGCACAGUGUGAUGAUCAGAAAAACUUACUCUGCCUGGUCAAAAACUUUGGGUCUGUAUGUGGAUUCUAUGCACGUGAAUUAUCCAAGUGUGGUGCUCUGUCUUUAUAAGGCUCUCUCUAAUCAGGGUAGUCCGUGUUAUAAAAGGACUCUGUUGCACAGCUUGUGUAAAUUCAGCAUAUAGGUUCUCCAGACAGCAUACAUAGCUGGACAGAAAUAGGAGACUGUAUAGAAUGCAGCCAAUUAUUUUGAAGGCAAAAUGCAUUGCUGGGUCUGAUUCUGUUCUCAGUUGCAGCACUAUGAUUUGAGAGUCAAUCUAAUAAAUCUGAAUGAGUGUAUGAUUGAUUUGUGUGGGAGAAGAAAAUUGGAAAAACAAAGAGAAAAAGAAUUCAUAUUUGCAGUCUGUGGCAAGAUGAAAUCUUGGCUGCAAGGAAAGGAGCACCAAAAUGCCUUUUGAAUUUUAGUGGGGACCCAGUUCUCACCUGGCAGCCAACAUCAAACACCUUCAAUAUGAUCUGGUUCAGAGUUAAAUAUUGUUAGGCUUAGAUACAAAGUAAGAUUUUUCUAUUACUGCACAGCUGUGAAAACCAUGUAUAUGUUACAUAAUGGGUGAUAAUCAGCUUCAAAAUAGCCAGAAAGCUUGUUAUACCCGCCUGAUCAAAAUUCACAAAGUUUUAUUUGGAUAUUGUGCAUUAAUGACACAUUAAAUUAUACAUAAAGCAGUGAGAUUUGGGGGAAAGUGGCCUAGUAAACAAGAGUCCUUAAUUUUUAAACUAAAAUAACCAAAAAAAAAAAAAAAAAAAAUCAAGUUAGUAAACCUAAGGAGACUUUAAUUAAAAUCCAAAGAAGGAAGAAAAACCCACCAUAGUAAAGUAAGCUCAAAAUAGAACAGAGGCCAAUGAAGAAUAAAGGGCAAAAUACCCACUUGCUUUUUGACUGCAUUGUGGUUUCUUUUGUCAUGCAAAGCUCUGUACUCUGGCUGACCUACAUCAAGCAACUGGCUUUUUUGGAGGCCAUCCAGACAGAUCAGCAACACAAAUAUGUCCCUGUAUGUCUAAUACACUUCCGAAUGAUUUUGUACUUGUUGAUAGUCUAGCACAGAGAGAUUUUUGUUUGUCUUCUGUUGUGAUCAAGAGGAUGGCAAAAAUCUGUCAGCACUAAAAAAAACCUCUGUAACAGACUUAGUUUAUUAACUAGAGUAACUAUAUUCCUUCACUCCCACCCCCUAUCUGUUGUGCCGUUAUUAGAACACUUUUUCUAACCCAGUUGAGAAAUAGGUUAAUGUGGCUGGCAACAGAAAAAAUGUAAGCAACCUCAUGAGUUUCCUUAUAUUAUGAAGGCUGCAAGUUCUCCCUUGCUUUUUUUUUUUUUUUUUUUUGUAUAAACUCAUCUCUUCACCUCCUAAAUAGCCCACUGAGUGGAGGUUGAAGAACACCAUUGUGUCUUUAAUUUCAGAUUCAAUGAAUUUAGCAUGGAUACUGAACUGUUUAUGAUGUAAUUUUGCUGGGCCAUUUUCCAUUGACUCUGGCUCUAUCCUCCAAGAAGAUGUUGGCAGCAUCACACUUCACCAAACAGCCUUGACUUGAUGUUCCAAAACUCAGGCUUGUUGCCCUGGGGAGUGAAAAUGAUAAAAAUGUUUCAGCUGUUAAGAGUUUUCCUAUGCCUUUUUGUUUCUUUGUUUGUUUAAAUCCUGUUCAUAACAAAGUUUGACUUUUGCUCUGGACUAAUAAACUCUGGGGUUAGGUUUAGAGUCCACAGGGUCAUGAAGUAGUUAGAGAAGAAAUUAGAAAGGCAGCUCUGAUACCUUAUGUGGAAAACAUAUCAAUUCUGAAGCUGUUCAGAUUACUAAAAAAUGAGUAUAUUUUGAUUGAGGUUUUUUAAAGGGAAGUAUUCAACUUAUAAUUACAACCAGUCUCAUUCCAAAAGCUUAUCAGCAUUCUUAACAAUAAAUAGCCAAUACCUUAGAUAACAUCAUUUCAGAAACAUUCAAUAGUCAAUUCAAAUAUUUUUAUUUGGGGGAACUGAGUUACAUUAUUCUCUAGGAUCUCAAUAUUAAAUAAAAUAGGUUAUCUAGUACUGAGCUUACAGAGAGUACAAACAUUUCUUUUCUUGAUCACUAGUAUUAGGAAAACAAUUUGAAGCAAAAUGUGAGAGCUAAGAAUUUGAGGGGGGUAUUAUUGAUACCUUUUUAUAAAGACAUUUCUUAACCAUCAAGACAUGACAAAAGGAAUACACAAAUUAUUAAAAAAAUAAAAUGGAUAUGUUUUUUAACCUUCUAUUUUUCUGUUAAUCAAAUAUUAUCUCUCUCUCUGCCCCCCUCAAAAAUACAAAAUCAUCCAGGAGUAGUUAAUACCUACUGAGCCCAUACUCUCAAAACACAUUUUGUGACUCAUAAAGAAGUGCAAGCUAGAACAGGCGGCUGCACCACAUGUCUGCGACUGAAAAGCUCCACAGUGGGGAAAAUGUGUUCCUGUGCAUGGAGAAGGAGAGCACAGACCCCUUUGGCCUCAUGUUUAGUUACUCCUAUGUCAGGUGGGAGCAGAAGGAACCAUGGGCUCGAUAUACCACCACUGUCCUACUUGCGGUAGGCAACACACAGGGAAGGUGGGCAGUGAGUUGCUACUGAUGUUAAUGAAAAUAAACAUGAGAACCAUCAGAUGUGGAGGGACAGAUACCCUAUGGCAAAGCAGCCAGAAGAGCAGGAACAGCUGACAAUAUUUCCCAUUUGUUCCAUGUUCAAAGUAAACACCAGCACCGAGCAUAGAGAGAGGUCAGCUUGCCAGGUUAGUGUGCAAUCCACUAAAUGACAGCUACAGAAAAUUGCCAUCUCAAUCAGCUAACACCACACCUGAGCACUCUCACAGAAAUUUCCAUCCCAUCCUGCCCCAUUCCAUCCUAUCCUGUCCCAUCUCAUCCUCUCAUAUCCGUUUACCUUGCAGACUGAAUUAGAAGUACAAGCACUUAAAGCUUGCUGUAAGGCCUAAGGUUGGGGUCCACAUGAAAACUCUAUGCAGAGAUGUUUAGGGUGAGUAGAUGUCUUCUUUCCUGAGAAGAGAGUUACAGGAGCAGUUUUGAGUCGAAAAAAGGUUGUAUUUUUUUUCUCAGUUAGCACACCAUUUUUCACAUCCACAUAGACUACUUAUAUGAAGCAACAUCCUGAUACUAUUCUGACCUUCUACAAUGUAAAAAAGAAAGUCUUGAAAAUAUCAGUUAUGGGCUCAAAAUAUUCCAUUGAGCUGCAAAGUCUGCACACACACUUGAAAAGCAAACCUAAAUAAAGAAAAUUAAAUUAGCAAUGCAAUUACUUAACCUGUUUAAACCUGAGUUUACACAAUUCUUUUUAAAGGGAAGGUUGUUUCCUCCUGAUGUUUUGUAGGAAGUUAAGUAAGAGACUUUUCAAAAUUUUCUCUCCAUUCUUUGCAUGACAGGUAAAUCAUAGAGAGAUUUGUUUAGGAAAUCUCGUUAUUCAUUGUAAGUUUAAAACACAAGUGGCAAUGAAUUUACAGAUAUAGAAGUUGUUUGCUGGAGUUAAUAUUCUCUGGUGAACAGCUAACUGCAGCCCUGAGUUCCUAGGAAUACUUCAGUAGAAAAUUUAAACAAUUAGUAUUAGAAGUUUACCUUCAUCAUCACAUUGGAACAUUGUACAUUUGUCAUCUUAAGACCCAGGCAACUUCAAAUGGAACAAUUAUGUAAAUACAAAGCAGUGAGGAGAACAGCGACACAACUGUCUCUCCAUCUAUCUCAGCAAAAUAGUUCAGCGACAUCAGGCUCCUUCUUUGAGACCACUAACCUAUGCCUACCUCAGCAAAACGCAUGAAUCUGCAAACUGUGCAGAUAUCUGGGACAAAAUUGUUGCAAUAAGCACUCUCAAAUCGUAGUCACAUCACAAAAAGCACUUUAUACAAUUUUAUUCCUGUACAUAGGUAUUUUAAAUUGUAACCAUUUAAUUACAGAACUGUGCAACAAAAAAUAAAAUAAGUAGCAUUCAUAAAAAAUCAAGGAAGUCCCAAAAAUCUGGGUUUAUUCAUGGCAUGACAUUUCCCAUGUGCUGCAAGGAGAAGACAAACUUGUAACCAAGCCAUUGCCGGGAUAAUGUGACACAGAUACAUUGCUGGGGUGACACGGGGUGGGAGAGGUACAGGGAAGAUCUUUUCUGGUCAUGUCAUGACCAGGUAGGUGAACACGACUAGCACUCAUCUAGUCCUUCUGCCACAGGAAAUUACAGAUAUCCUUUGCCUGGAAACCCAAAUUUAUCAGAUACUUCCUUCACCACCUGUUUGCUGUCUGAAGCCAUUUAUACAAUCUUGCUAGAGGCAGAAAAUGUUUCUUUUCUAGGUAAUAGGACCUACCUGAAUAUCUGCCAAAUUUCCUAUUGUAAAUAAUGGUGUCAGUUAAGUUCAUCUCCUAUUUUCUCCGAUUACCUCUUCACUAUUCUAAACAAAAGAGCUUGUGAACAGCUCUCAGUGCCACAUAGCAAAUACCACUCCUACAUUUUUUUGAUGUUGUUAGUUAUUUGAAGAUUGAGAAGCAGCAGCAAAGAUGCUACCUGCUUGAAAUGAUGCUUGCCAAGUUGUUCUUUAGGGAAUGUUGGAGAAAAAUUCCCUUUUAGUCAUCUUGGGCACCUUACCAGAUAUAUGUCUUUCAAGAUCCCUUCAAACAGCAAUCUAGAGCAUAAGGAGUUGGACACAGAUUGAGAACCACAUGCAUUUAAUUUUCAAGAAUAUUUUUAUUCCUCAUAGCUCCUUGAAUUGUGCUUUUGUUUGUUUGGCUUUGCUUUGCUUUAUUUUGCUUUGUUUUCAUAAGGAGACAUCAGGACUGAGAUACCAUUGCACUACAUGAGUUUAUUAGAAAGAACAGAGUGAAGUCCAGAGAACUGGAGUAAAGCAGACAUAAACAAGGCUGAAAAUCUCCUAACCAUGCGCAUGGCAGCUGUUCAAAGAGCUGCUGGAUUUCCUUAGCUCCCACUUCAGUAAAUUCUCCACUUCAUAGCCAAUCCAACUAAGGAAAAAUGGUGCUUUCAGGUGCCAUUAUACCUGAGUCUCAGGCACAGUGAGUCUGAUGCCCCUGCUCACUGAGAAAUGAGCUUUCUUUGAAACGCUGAGGUUUCUUCCUCCAGCCUUCUGAUUGCUAUUUGUUAGCUUUCUAAGGCUCUCCAAAUCCUUGGAGAAUAAAAUAAAAUCAAAUAUUUCAAAUUCAAGGUGAAUCUAUGAAAUGUACAAAAUCAUCAUCAGUUAUUUCAAAUAACUUACCAGAACACAGAUAUCUGCCCCUUCUUCCUGUAACUCUUACGGUUCUUCUGCCCUAGAUAGUCAUUUGCUGUAAUUUAUUUUACAUGUCCUGUAAAAAUAUGACCUAAGAUGUUUUUAUUUUUACAUUAAUCAGCAAACUCAUAAAUAGUUUAAUAUAACAUCUUCAUCAUAAAGUUUUGCAGAUUUGUUAAUGAUUCAUGUUGAGCAUACUAAUAAAGUUAAAGAAGGCAGCUGCCCCGUGCUGGGAAGUGGUGAAGCAACAACAAUUAGUGAGUGGAGGAUGCUAUAAGACAAAAUACUAAUCUUAGCUUUUACAGGAAAAGGGAGUUAAAUUAUCUUCUCAACAUGGCAUCUAAAUAUCUGCUGCUGUCACUUGCAGCAGUUUCGAGCCACAUAUGAAUUUUGCAAGAAAAGCAUACAAUUAAAUUCUGUGCAGUUACUAGUGCCAUGAGACUGUUCAUAAUAUAUAAAAUUAAGCAUAUGCACCAUUUCACAAGUAAAUAUUUUUAUUAGCAUAUUGUACGUUCUGCACCUUCUUCAGACGACAAGAAAUCAAAAUAACCACAAGGAUCUUUAACAGAAAAAACAUGUGUCUAGUUGAAACACUAGAAGAAAAAAAUCAUCAUGUUCUGUUUCAUAAAAAAAGCUGCAAAAGUAAUACAAAUAAAGCAAUUUGUCUAGGGGAUUAAUUUUCUUUAAUUUUAUUAUGUUACUUUAUUCAUCUCAGAAGGAGCUCACUGUCCAUAAGCAGAGUGCAUAACACAACUCAAAAAGCAUUAGUCCCUUCUUGGGACCCCACUAUUCAAAAUUAACACCUGGAUAAGCAUCUUGAUAAAGCACUUUGUUAAUAAAGCUCUCAGCUGGUCUUCCAUAAUCUCAGGAACCAGCAGAGUAGAACUGCUCUGUAGCUCCUACUGAAUACAUGUGCAUACACUGAAGAUAUAAAUGUAUACUUACCAUCUUUAAUUUUGCAUUGAUGGAAGCAAAAAAGGAAGUGCCAUGCUAGGCUUUGGCACCUUUUAUCUUAAUUUGCUUAAUAGUUGAUUAAAGUAAAAAAAAAAAAAAUUCUACUGAAGUCAGCAGAAUUAAGUGCAGCUGUGUAUAACUGGUGCAAAAUAAAGAGCAGAAUCAGGCUCAGAAUUUGUGGAAAUAAAUUUCUGGCUAUUCUACAACAUAAUUGAAGAUUCAGCAUCAUUACCUUUUCCAAACAUCCAUUACUAUUGCCAUAUAAACCAUAAAUUAUCAUAUGCAUUCUUGUCAAGGUUUUCUUUAAGGCUACAGGUAUGACUACAAACUGGAAAAUAUGUCUCUUUCUUUACAUACUUUUUUCAAAAUCAUUAAAGUUAAAAUAGAAGCACUACAGUUAAGUAGAAAUGCAUCAACCUAUAUUUAUGCCUACUGUAUAUUGAAGAUUUUACCUAAAGAGAUUAACUUAUAUUUAUUUUUUAAAAAAUGAGAUGGGUCAUAGGUAAAAGGAACUGCAUUUUUAUAGUAAUACUAUACUUAUUGCUGAGAAGAAAGACAGUCAUGAUCCAAAUGUUACCUAGUUUCAGUGUAUGUUACUUUAAAAAGAACAUGUUUUAUGUUAUCCUAGCUUUUGGAAAAUUCACCAAGCCUGGUAUUAAAAAAAAAAAAAAAAAAAAAGAACAGCUUAUUGUAAUAACGAUAACAUAUUAAACAUUUUUGUAUUUUCAUCAAUUUUAUUCUUACGGGAGAAAAGACAUCACUCACUAAAUAGGAAUGCUGCACAUGUUAGCAAUAGAAAUAUUGAUUUUUUUUUUGUAACUUUGAUUGCACUUGCCUUAACUUUUCCACACAUAUAUACAAACACAAAUAACACAUAGAGGGGGGGAGAAAGAGGAUUAGGGGAAAUAAAACCCACAAAAGUAGGCAAGUUUUACAUUAUUUAAUGACACAUGAGCUUAUUCAAUAUAAUCCUUGUAAAGAGCACAUGAUGCCAUAGGUUUGUUAAAGCACAAGGUGUACUUUGUCUAGAUUAAAAAAAAAAUGACGAAACAACACAAAACCAAACAAAAAAAAAACCCUUUUGGUGUGACUUUGAUUUAGGUUUAAAAAAGUUGGAUGUUUAAAAAAAUCUUUAUUACUUGCAUAUGAAUAUUUUUGUAUGAUAAUAUAUGAAGAAAGUUUUAAAACAAAACAAAAAACCCCACUUGCUUUAUAGUGUGCAAAUUUUAGAGAAAAAUAAACAGGGUAUGUAUCCAGUUUGUAAAACAAUGUUCUCCUUUCAAGAUUACUCUUUCAGUGACUAAAUGCAAGGUUAUGACAACUUGAAAUACUCUUUUUGUGAACUGACAAAGAAAAAAUAAAGCAAUGUGAAUAAUUUGCGUA
Corvus hawaiiensis (hawaiian crow) is the source of this 12865-nucleotide messenger RNA. RefSeq names its product interleukin 1 receptor accessory protein like 1 (gene IL1RAPL1). The record is from RefSeq and is a predicted model, not a curated record. Lineage: Eukaryota; Metazoa; Chordata; Aves; Passeriformes; Corvidae. Bases 166 to 2256 code for a protein of 696 amino acids. Gene Ontology annotation, biological process: signal transduction; negative regulation of exocytosis. The transcript has 11 exons. Gene Ontology annotation, molecular function: interleukin-1 receptor activity.